Molecule: messenger RNA, 1043 nt
Organism: Tripterygium wilfordii
Lineage: Eukaryota; Viridiplantae; Streptophyta; Magnoliopsida; Celastrales; Celastraceae
Product: psbP domain-containing protein 1, chloroplastic
Exons: 3
Coding region: 80-892 (270 amino acids)
Biological process (GO): photosynthesis
Cellular component (GO): extrinsic component of membrane; photosystem II oxygen evolving complex; photosystem II
Molecular function (GO): calcium ion binding
Source: RefSeq, a predicted model, not a curated record
GUCUUCCCAUUUUCUGUAACGACAGCUUGCUCUAUCCAUUAACUCACAACUGCACAACUGACAACUCUCUCAUCCUCUAAUGGCGACCGUACUAGAAUCGCUCCUUUUUCCUGUCCAACUCUCCUUUGCAACUCGCUCUGGUGUUCCUCCCUCUACUGCUACAACUACAAAUACUACUACACUUCCGCGUUGGCUCAGAAACUUGUCGUCUCACAAAGACCAAUCCAGGAUGACUAUAGGUUUUGCAGUUCCGAGGAGGAAUGCAAUGGCCUUGAUCUUGUCAACUUUUAUCUUCUCAAAAGUUGGUUUCCAAGAUAUUGCAUCCGCUCAGACAUCUGUUGGGUUCAGGGAAUAUGUUGAUACAUUUGAUGGUUAUUCAUUCAAGUACCCCCAGAACUGGAUUCAAGUUAGAGGUGCUGGAGCAGACAUAUUCUUCAGGGACCCUUCUGUUCUAGAUGAAAAUCUGUCAGUGGAGAUGUCAUCUCCGUCAUCAUCGCGGUACCAGAGCGUUGAAGACUUGGGUCCACCCCAAGAAGCUGGAAAGAAAGUACUCAAGCAAUAUUUGACAGAAUUCAUGUCCACCAGGCUUGGUGUUAGGCGUGAAUCAAACAUUCUCUCUACAUCAUCAAGAGUCGCUGAUGAUGGGAAGAUUUAUUAUCAAGUUGAGGUAAACAUAAAAUCAUAUGCAGACGACAAUGAGCUGGCCGUAAUGCCACAAGACCGAGUAACUCGUCUGGAAUGGAAUCGACGUUACCUUUCAGUUUUAGGAGUCGAAAACAACAGAUUGUAUGAACUGAGAUUACAGACACCAGAGAAUGUUUUGGUGGAAGAGGAAAGUGAUCUUCGCCAAGUUAUGGAUUCCUUCAGAGUAAAUAAGGUGGUGGCUGGUUGAUGAGCUUUGAUAUGAUGAGGUUUUACUAUUGCUUUGCUAGUUUAAUUUUGAAUUUUGGGCCUUCCAUGGCAUGUUUCAAUUUCUUUAUUCAUCCACUGUGAGUUGUAGAAUGAUUUUCUUCUCAUAGGUGUCGUUAUGCUCUUCAAUCGUC